AUGAAGGGCUUACCCACGAAGAAGACCGACGAAAUCUCUGCAGGAGAAAUUCCAUCCGUUCACAAUGCACCUGCAGGUGUCAUAGAGGAGGGGUCUCUGGACCCGGUGUACGAAGCCAAGGCGAAAGUAUUGAACAAGGCUAUUCAAGACAUUGGUAUGGGGAAGUACCAAUGGCAGCUCUUCAUCGUCAUCGGCUUCGGCUGGGCUAUGGACAAUCUCUGGCCCGUCACCACCAGUCUCAUCUUGCCUCCUGUCAGGAGCGAGUUCCGACCUACCCGCGCGCCUUACUUGACUCUUGCGCAGAACAUUGGACUUCUGGUUGGCGUCAUCUUCUGGGGAUUCGGCUGCGAUAUCUUUGGUCGGCGCUGGGCGUUUAACUUGACCAUUGGCAUCACGGCCCUUUUUGGUCUGAUUGCAGCAGCAAGCCCGAAUUUUGCUGCUAUUGGAACAUUCGCAGCGCUGUGGUCCAUUGGAGUUGGUGGGAAUUUGCCUGUUGAUUCGGCUAUCUUUCUGGAGUUUUUGCCGGGUAGCCAUCAGUACCUGCUUACUAUCUUGUCGAUCGACUGGGCGUUGGCGCAGGUCUUCGCCACGCUGGUGGCAUGGCCGUUGCUGGGGAAUAUGACGUGUCAAGCAACGGACAAGAAUUGUACUAAGAGCGAGAAUAUGGGAUGGCGAUACUUCUUGCUCACCAUGGGUGGUGUAGCACUGCUUAUGUUCCUCCUGCGGUUUGUCUGCUUUACCAUCUUUGAGUCCCCUAAGUUCCUCAUGGGGAAAGGCAAGGACGAAGAAGCCGUCCGUGUUGUGCACGAAGUCGCCCGCCGUAACGGCAAGAUAUCGAACCUCACGAUUGAAGAUCUGCGAGCCUGUGAGAGUCUUGCUGUCGGUGGCAUAGCCGUACGACAGCAAACCACCGCUUCAGCAGCCGUAAAGAGAAAUCUGGAGAAGAUAGACACAAGCCAUCUCAAAGCGCUCUUCGCGACCAAGAAGAUGGCUUACUCAACCAGCCUAAUCACCGUCAUAUGGGCAUUCAUCGGCCUCGGCUUCCCGCUCUACCACGCCUUCCUACCCUACAUUCAAGAAACCCGCGGCGCCGACUUCGGCGACGGCUCAACAUACACAACCUACCGCAACACGCUCAUCAUCGCCACCCUCGGCGUCCCCGGGUGUCUUGUCGGCGGCGUACUCGUCGAAACACCACGCAUAGGCCGGAAAGGCGCACUUGCUCUAUCCACGAUUCUGACGGGCGUGUUCCUCUUCUGCUCCACCACGGCGCUGACGUCCAAUGCCCUGCUGGGCUGGAACUGCGCGUACGGUUUCGUGUCGAAUAUCAUGUAUGCCGUGUUGUAUGCGUAUACGCCAGAGAUUUUUGCGACCAAGGACCGUGGCACGGGGAAUGCGGUUACGGCGUCUGCGAACCGCGUGUUUGGCAUCAUGGCGCCGAUUGUGGCGAUUUUUGCUGACUUGCAGACGAGUGCGCCUGUGUAUGUGUCUGGAGCGCUGUUUAUCGCCGCGGGCGUGUUGGUUUUGUUGUUGCCAUUUGAGUCGAGGGGGAAGGCGAGUCUGUAG
Molecule: messenger RNA, 1566 nt
Organism: Dothidotthia symphoricarpi CBS 119687
Lineage: Eukaryota; Fungi; Ascomycota; Dothideomycetes; Pleosporales; Dothidotthiaceae
Product: membrane transporter
Exons: 3
Coding region: 1-1566 (521 amino acids)
Biological process (GO): transmembrane transport
Molecular function (GO): transmembrane transporter activity
Source: RefSeq, a predicted model, not a curated record